Molecule: messenger RNA, 947 nt
Organism: Odobenus rosmarus divergens (Pacific walrus)
Lineage: Eukaryota; Metazoa; Chordata; Mammalia; Carnivora; Odobenidae
Gene: CPLX2
Product: complexin 2
Exons: 5
Coding region: 343-747 (134 amino acids)
Biological process (GO): synaptic vesicle exocytosis; neurotransmitter transport; regulation of neurotransmitter secretion
Cellular component (GO): terminal bouton; SNARE complex
Molecular function (GO): syntaxin binding
Source: RefSeq, a predicted model, not a curated record
GACACUCGGGGCGGACCGAAGAGGGGCUGGGCGCCCCCCGCGUGCACAUGUGCUAGCCCAGGCAGGAGGGAGUGCCUCAGCGGAGGAGUGCAGAAAGGGGGAAGGAGACGCGCGCCAGAAUCUCGGUCCCGGGCGCCCUGGUCGGCCGCGGAGGAGCUGCAGCCUCCAACAGGAAGCUGUACAUCUCUGGCAUGCGACCUGCUCUGCUCGUUGACUGAAGGCCCCUACAUCUCAGCUCAGCCAGGAAGCAAAGGUUGACACAUCUCUCUGAGCCAGGCCUUGCCAGGAGCCCUGCAUGCAAACUCAGCUACGGGCUAGGGCACGCUAACUGGAGCUGGCAUCAUGGACUUCGUCAUGAAGCAGGCCCUUGGAGGGGCCACCAAGGAUAUGGGGAAGAUGCUGGGGGGAGAGGAGGAGAAGGACCCAGAUGCGCAGAAGAAGGAGGAGGAGCGACAGGAGGCUCUGCGGCAGCAGGAGGAGGAGCGUAAGGCCAAGCAUGCGCGCAUGGAGGCUGAGCGCGAGAAGGUCCGGCAGCAGAUCCGAGACAAGUACGGGCUGAAGAAGAAGGAAGAGAAGGAGGCAGAGGAGAAGGCAGCCCUGGAGCAGCCCUGCGAAGGGAGCCUGACCCGGCCCAAGAAGGCCAUCCCUGCAGGCUGCGGAGACGAGGAGGAGGAAGAGGAGGAGAGCAUCCUGGACACGGUGCUCAAAUACCUCCCGGGGCCACUGCAGGACAUGUUCAAGAAGUAACCGGCCCUCCUGCCCUAUUCCCACUCCACUUGUUCCUUUUUUCUUUUCUUCUUUUUUUUUUUUUUUUUGGUUCUUUUCCUUUUAUUCCGUUAAGUCUCAGUUCUGAAGGGGAAAACCUCAGUUGACCUCUACCCCCCUUCCCUGGCCAGGGACUCCUCCCUCUCAGCACUCCCUCACACCCCCUUCAUCCCAGGGCAUCC